ACCGCGGUUCGGGGUCCCAAAAGGACGGAAAAGGAGUCUAAAUAAAAUGUCUGCCAAUAGCAUUGCUUUGAUUUUUUUAAAUCAGGUGCUGACCUGGACUCGGUCCAUCCCUUUCUAUCCAAAACUGUUUUGGAAGGGGCCACCAAAUGGAUACACCACCAGUCAAUUCAAUGGGAGAGAAGGACAGCUGUCAACCGCAACAACAAGGGGAAAAGAACCUUAAAUUACCUACUCAGAUUAGGCAGCAUCCGCGAGACUCUCCUACGGAAAUCCUUGAACUGAGAGUGAGCCCAGAUCCAGCUAGCCAAAUUCUAGAGAAUCCUCAGCAAACUGAAAAACUGGCCGCUGAACUUGAAAGAGACUCUGCUAAGUCUCAUGGAUCAGCCAGUGCGAUGUCAGAGCCCCUUCAAGCUUCUGAUCUCUGGUACUGUCCUGAUGGCAGCUUUGUCAAGAAGAUCGUAGUCCGUGGCCACGGCUUGGACAAACCCAAGCUGGGCUCCCGCUGCAGGGGUCGAGACUCCUGGGAGCUGGAGGACACCGAGAAGGAGGCCUUGGCCAGAGAAGAACGUGCAAGGGGCACAGAAUUAUUUCGAGCGGGGAAUCCGGAAGGAGCUGCCCGAUGCUAUGCACGGGCUCUUCGGCUGCUGCUGACCUUACCCCCACCUGGCCCUCCGGAACGAACUGUCCUUCACGCCAACCUGGCUGCCUGUCAGUUGCUGCUAGGGCAGCCCCAAUUGGCGGCCCAAAGUUGUGACCGGGUGCUGGAGCGGGAGCCUGGCCACAUAAAGGCGUUGUACCGAAGGGGCGUUGCCCAGGCUGCUCUUGGAAACCUGGAAAAAGCAAUGACUGACCUCAAGAAGGUGUUGGCCGUAGACCCCAAAAACCGGGCAGCCCAGGAGGAGCUGGGAAAGGUGAUCAUUCAGGGGAAGAAACAGGAUGCAGGGCUGGCUCAAGGACUGCGCAAGAUGUUUGGCUGAUUAAAAGUUAAACCUUAAA
Odocoileus virginianus texanus is the source of this 996-nucleotide messenger RNA. It is a transcript of the gene FKBPL, whose product is annotated as FKBP prolyl isomerase like. Gene Ontology annotation, cellular component: protein folding chaperone complex. The record is from RefSeq and is a predicted model, not a curated record. Lineage: Eukaryota; Metazoa; Chordata; Mammalia; Artiodactyla; Cervidae. Gene Ontology annotation, molecular function: protein binding.